This is a messenger RNA of Orbicella faveolata, 4432 nucleotides long. RefSeq lists its product as uncharacterized. The record is from RefSeq and is a predicted model, not a curated record. Lineage: Eukaryota; Metazoa; Cnidaria; Anthozoa; Scleractinia; Merulinidae.
AAUUGCGUGACACUGAAAACCAGCAAUUCGAACAGAGAGAUUCAACCAGACAGUUCAGGUUCCCUGUUAUUGUUAUAAAAACAGGUUCACGUUGUUAACUGGAUGUAUAUCGAGUUAUAGAUACACUUGAAAAUUUAAAUAGCACUCGAAAAUCUCGAUUUAUUCUUGGCUACGAUCAUUCACGUCUCCAGAUCUAGAGCUGCAUGUCUAUACAUGUCCAUCUUAUAUAUAAUCGGCAGUGAAACUCUUAUUAAUUCAAACAACUAGCUGAUCUUGUGCCUUCAGCGCCAUCUUUCCUUUGUGCUAAGCUAAGAGUGACAGUUGGCUCUGCCGGAGACGAGAAUGACCUACGCGUCGAUCAAAUCAUUGUAUCCAGACAAAACUUGACUGAAGCAGCUGAGCAACAGCGAUAAGCAUUGAACGAUUCUUUCUUAUUCACAGUUUCGACACUGAUUGAAACUUCCUCAGCUGAAUGUUAAUCAAAUAGUUUUUCAAAAAAAAAUUAAUGAUGAUUUUCGGACAAAAAUGAUACCUUGUUCAACAUUUCAUGUACUUCAAUAAGUCACGUCAAUUUGAUCUCCUGAUAAGUAAUGUUUUCAAAGUGGUUGUCCAAAGUUUUUAAAAAGCGUUUUGGAAUCCCCGCAAUUUUUCAGUUAUUCAGUUAAAAGUAAGAGUAGCUAUAGUUCUUGAGAGUACAUUCAACUGAUGCAGUUUCCGAGCCAAACAUUUUCGUUAUGAGUAACACGCUGAUAGAGGUGUUUAGGGUUCAUUGUGUUAGCUUAACUCGAGGCACAAUUGCAUAUGCUGGACAAAAAGCUUGAAAAAACUGAGAGAAAAAUAAGUUUCGAUCCGUGGACGCAAGGGUCGAGAGAGGAAUGACGUGCCUCGAUCCAGCUACUGACAGAAAAACAGAAAAUGCAGCCAAGUUCGAACCACUGAAAGAUGUUUGAGAACACUUUGAAAAGACCGCAGUUCCUUUAGCUUAAAUAUUCAUGAAGUUGCCAUGUUAUCAUAUCGACAAAUAAAAUUCAAUUUUUUCGGCUUGAAAAUUUGAAUGUGGCAUACAGGGAGAUCUUUCCUUGGUUUGCAUGAAAAAGACUUUCUAGAAUCGCACGAAAAUGCGUACCCUAUGAUUUGCCAAGUAAAACACCCUUCCAUGAACAGCCAAUAGAUAGAUCAUUAUUGACCACCUGCUUUUUACUUAGAUUUUAAAGUCGAAAAUUGAGGGUUUUAGUAGAUAUAUAGUAAUUAACAGGCGGAACAAAAAAGUGUUCAUAAAAAGUGAAUAUUUGAAAACAUAACUUCACAAGACACAACAGUUAUACGGCCCGCUGAUUUCUCGACAGAAGGCUUCGAACGAAAGAAAAACAAAUAUCACCGGAAGACAUAGUUUGUCAAAUGCAGAUUGCCACCAAAGUUCAGUCACGUUGCUUGCUGUACCCCUAAGAGCAUCACUAACCAGGUGUCGAUUAGAAAACGGGCUCCUGCACUGACAAAAAACUAGGUGGGUUUUGAAAUAUUUGUUCAACUGGUCUCCCAACCAAACACGAUGAAUGGAAACGCCCUGAUCGAGGUUUUUGGUCAUAUCGUGUUCAGUUUUACACGAGGAGUGACAGAGCACUACAACCCACAAGACCCUGAAUACACGGCAGAGUCUUUUGGCUACAGUCCUGUAGAGAGCACAGGCCAAGAAUGGUACCGUCACGGAGAUGCUGACGAGGAGUGUAUUUAUCAAGAAUACAGCAACAGACAAGCCACAACUUUAGACUUCAUAAGAUCUAGCAGAAUUAAUGCAAGCCUUAUAGACGCAAGUUUCCCAGAGGAGAACGAUGAAAUAGAGGAAGAUCAACAAGAUGAAGAUAGAGCAAUGGCUUGGAAGCGACUCAGACCAUCCGCUCUCAGAACGGUUUGUAAAUCAAUGUACAUUGGAGCUUUGAUUUCUUUACUAACUGCUACAAUCAUAGGUUCAGUAUACAUGUUGAGCUGCUAUCUAUGUCUUAAGACUGUAAACAACUGUGAAUUUUACCCAAAGAGAUCCUUUCCAGUAAACGUCCAAUGGAUGAGAUCAAUUUCUGCUGCAGUGGCUUGUGUUUUCCUAUACAGUUCCUUCUUUGUGAACACCUUAUUUCUCUUUCGCCGGUAUCAAUUAAUGGGGGUGAAAGGAAAACUGAUCCUGGCUGCUUGCCUCACAUAUUUCUUGGACUCAACUUAUCGAGUGUUUCUACAAGCUUUGGGAAUAUCUCAUUCCAAGCUUUCUACUUUGCAAAAACUUCCACUCUAUGUCUUUUUCUUUAUGAGUGUAUGUGUUCAAGCCUAUCUUCUAACGAAUCACUUCCGUCUGCGACGGACAAGGAGACAGCAGCUGGCUUUGUUCUUGCAAAUGACAGCUCCUCUCUGUUCCAUUAUAAUUCUUGCCGUUGCUGUGGUCGCUAUCAUUUAUCCUCUGUGUAACGUGCAAAGCAAGGAAAGUAUUCUACGCCUGGUAAUCGCACUCUUUGCUCCUCUCAUUGGAGUCUUAUUUAAAGUAAUCUCACGAAUUUCUGUUCAGCGGCUAGGCAACGUUACCCAUCCAAGAUAUUCGUGUGUCCUGUUAGCGCCAUUGUAUUGUGCCUCAGCGAUUAUGUUCCGAGUGUUGCAAGCAGAUCUUGACAGUUUACAAUCCAUGGCUGUUCUUGGAUUGAUUCACGGCGCUACAGAAGUUAUAGAACGAAGCACAAUGGUUGUGAUUGAUCACAUUUGUCAUGUGAUUUGCAAAAGAACAUCAGCUCCUUGGGGAAGUUUUCGUACUCCUCGCCGUGAGAGACUAAUGGCUGAUAUCACAAUCAUGAGCAUGUUGUAUGAAUCAACUGCUAUAGUGUCUAUGAACGGCGUUUUGUAUUUGUAUGAAUAUAUGUUCUUAAAAGACGAUUCACUCUUAGAACCUUUACAGUCUUUUGCUAUCACAACUUCAGUUCAACUGGUGAUCGAGUGGUUUUUCACUAGCGUCUCUCUAGCGAUAGAGACUCGCUAUCAGAAUAUAGCUGUCAUGGCUGUUUGGCAAAGAAGAUGGAAAAGACACAUUACAGUGGCAGUUUUAGCUACUAUUUCAUCAGCCCCAUGGGUUAGCGUAAACUUUUUAGGCAUGGCACAUGAGCGUUUUGAGGCGCCCUCAAAUCAGCCUUGUGAAAUGCCGUUUGCUUAAAACUGGAAAUCACAACUGAAAAGCAAAUCAGACACUAAACGGCUCGGCGUUCUGCUACGUCAUUAGCUUGGCUCAUCGAGAGGGAAAAAUCUAUUUUUUUUGUACAAUUCCAACUAAAAUUUACUCAAAUAACGAUUCCUGAUUAUUUUUAUACCUAUGACAAUGUAUUAAACUGUUUACCUUAGAAAAAUCGCUUAGAAAAUUAAUGGAGUUAGAAAAGUUUGGACUGAAUUUGUAAAUAAAUGAUUUAUUUUCGUUUUGCUUUUAAUGAGCUCUGCGAUUGCCUUAAAAAAAUUAAAGCAUAGUUUGGAUAAGUGUUCUGACCAAUUCCUUGUAGUAUGUUGUACCAGGACCAUUCAAUAUACAGAGUCGAUAUUUUUGUAGCUCGGUCAGUAAAUGAGGUGCUCAUGCUUAUGUGCAAAAUAUUGUAAACAAAGAUUACCCUGUUGGUUGACUCUAUUUGCUUGCCUUUCUAUUGCUUUUAAAUAUUGCUAAGCGAUUGUUGUGUGUAUAAUAUCAUAUCAGUAUCAUUAUUUUCCUUUCAGCUAACUUGUUGAUUAUUUGAAAUUGUCUUUGGUAACUGAGUAAUUCAAUUAUCUCUGUAAAUAAAGUGUUUAAAAAUUAUUACUGAAAGGUGUAUUUGUUUGAGAUUUUUGUGUAAGUAAUUGCCCUGCUACAAAGGCUAGUAUAGAUAUCCGUUUGAGUCUUUCGAUACGAUCCUAUUCAAAACCAGGCCUGUAACGGCGCGACUGCAUGUGUAAUCGUAUAUGUAAAUUAUGUCUUCAUUGUAUACAAGCAUGUAAUAUAAUGUAUGGAUAGAGCACAUAAAGAGUCGGCCAGAGUUUGUAACGGUUUCGAAACGUUGACAUCAAAGCGGUAGACAUUUUAAAAAAUUCCGAGAAACUAAAAACUCUUGUCAUUUUCGAAAGUGGUAAAUGAUUGUGAAGGUAAAUUUAUAUGUAUGACGCUGACAACUGGAAAAGAAAAUUUAUUGUAAAACCCAACGUUUUCGACAUAUUCUCAAGAUCAAGGUUGACCAUGAGGAUACUGAAGGUGGAUAUAUCAGUAUGGAUGUGCAAUCGAAAGUAUCGGUAAUUUUGAUUGACUGUUUCGGACCGGACACGUUGAUAGAUUUCAGAAGAAAGCGAGAAGUGUUGCAUCACGCGCACGAGAAGGCUUUUAAAAUAACGUUUCUGGCUAUUCUUCAGCUUCCCAAAACCCUUAUCCUAUUUAUAACCAAACUCUGCGAUA